ACACCACCAUGAAGACUGGUAUUCUGUUCGGUACUCUGGCGCUGGCGUGGCUGAUGGUGGCCCUGGUCGGGGGGAGCGCAUUGGCUUCGAAGUGUCCGCGAAACGCCGGAGUACGCCGGGUGAUACUGGACGUGGACGCCGGUGGAGAUGAUGCCUGGGCGUUAAUUUUGUUGCUGAUGAACGAAGAAAGGUACAACAUUUGUGUCGAGGCCGUAACCUGCACCCACGGAAAUGCUGCCGUAACGGAUGUGGCAGUGAAUGUGUUGCGAAUUCUGGAAGGUCUAAACCGGCUCGACGUUCCGGUGUUCCUGGGUGCCGCGGAGUCGUUAAUUACAUCCACGGCCAACGGAAACGAUUCCCUGCAUUUUUGGGGCAAGAAUGGAUUUGCCAAUGUUGAGUUCGAUUCGAAUCCUUCUACGGGCCACCUGGAAUCGGUCCACGCAGUUCAGAAGAUGUACGAAUUGUUUACUUUGCACCCCAACAAAAUUACGCUUCUGGCGGUGGGACCUCUCACGAAUGUGGCGCUGCUGUUCAGGAUGUACCCGGAGGUGAGGAGCAAAAUCGAAGCCUUGUACAUACUGGGCGGCAAUAGACACGGUGUAGGCAACACGGCACUAGCGGCAGAGUUCAACUUCUACAACGAUCCGGAGGCGGCCAACAUUGUGCUCAGCAGUUGGCCGAAGAUCGUGAAUGUGGUUCCCUGGGAGACGGUGGACUUGUUGGGAUCGGCGUUCCUUACCCAGUGGCGCUUUGAUACGUUCGCCGAGACGACGAAUCCUGCCAUCAAGGUGCUGAAUCGGAUCGAAGCGAUUGUUUAUGCCGGACAUACGGAGUGGACACCGUGCGAUAUGUAUGUGGCGGCCAUCUUUCUCAACGCCAGCAUCAGCACGUCGGUCGUAACGCAUCGGGCCGAGGUGGAGCUCAAUGGGCGCGUGACCCGAGGAAUGAUGGCCAUUUUGCAUCACAUCAAGGACGAAGAGCAACACAAUGUUGCCAUCAUCGAUCGGAUCGACGACGAUCAGGUGCGGCGAAUGAUGGUGGCCUUGAACGACUUUCCGAAGAAACUGGAGCGAAGUCGAUGCAGGGGAUGUUGAUAGGAAGUCGUGAAAGGAUUGCAAACAUUUACUUAACAAACUCCCGUUUAGUGAGAUGAGCAUUCACACCGGUGAGUGCAUCUCAUCUCACGUCUCAUCUCAUUCGCUUUCAGGCUAAU
Messenger RNA from Anopheles cruzii, 1213 nucleotides. Its product is annotated as pyrimidine-specific ribonucleoside hydrolase RihA-like. Lineage: Eukaryota; Metazoa; Arthropoda; Insecta; Diptera; Culicidae. Gene Ontology annotation, molecular function: hydrolase activity, hydrolyzing N-glycosyl compounds. The coding region runs from base 9 to 1094 and encodes 361 amino acids. The transcript has 2 exons. The record is from RefSeq and is a predicted model, not a curated record.